Molecule: messenger RNA, 1382 nt
Organism: Pelobates fuscus (common spadefoot toad)
Lineage: Eukaryota; Metazoa; Chordata; Amphibia; Anura; Pelobatidae
Product: discoidin, CUB and LCCL domain-containing protein 1-like
Exons: 9
Coding region: 66-1382 (438 amino acids)
Cellular component (GO): plasma membrane
Molecular function (GO): signaling receptor activity
Source: RefSeq, a predicted model, not a curated record
UCAUUAUUUUUUUCACAAGGGACAUUUCUCUGUUUCCUACAGUGGAUGGAUGUGGCCACGUGGUCAUGAAUGAUGAGGGUGGAACUCUUACAUCAAAGAACUACCCUGAAACAUACCCCGACCACUCAGUUUGCCAGAUUACCAUCAGAGUGCAGAGCGGUAAACAGCUGUACAUCAAAGUGGCUGAUUUGGACCUGGAUAUUGACUCUGCAUCUCUGAAAAUCUACAAGGGUUCAUCCACUGAGGAAUAUGUGAGUUACAGUGGAGAUCUGAGCAAGGCAAAGACGGACAUUUUCUUAGAUGAUAAUACUGCCACCAUUCGUUUUGAAAGUGGCCUCCACGUGUCUGGCCGAGGAUUUCUGAUUAAUUAUGCCAGCAGUGAUCAUCCAGAUUUCAUUACCUGCUUGACUCGCUGUGACUAUAAAGAAGACCCAGAGUUCAGUAACUAUUGUCCAGCCGGCUGCUGGGAUGUAGCUGGAAACGUAUUUGGAGAUGUGACUAAUGGAUACCAAGAGUCGUCCUUCGUUUGCAAAUCGGCUGUCCAUGCCGGCGUUAUCGCAGACAAUCUGGGCGGUCAGGUUCUAAUAACUCGAUUACAACGCACAUUCCAAUUCAAAGGGAUGGUGACCAGUCAGAUUUUGCCAAAAGGUGUCUCCGAUUCAAAUGUCCAGUUUAUGUUCAACAAUCCGGGAUUUCCAGUCUUUGUUCUUGUCAUGGCAGUUACACCGAUUGUGUUUCUAAUUGGAGGUGUGAUUACCAUGUGUAUGUUGCUAAGGAAAAGAAGAGACUUUGGUGAUGACAUAGAAACAGGAGUCUGUAUGCAACUAAAGUCAUUUGGAAGAAAGGAAUUGACAAAAUCUAAUCUCAGCUACGAGAAUGAGGAUAAAAAGUAUAAAAGGCCAACACCACAUGUCUCUCUUCUGGAUCCUCAAUAUUCUCAUCAUCUCCCCAUGAUUGAUCCUGGCUUCCUGAUAAGAAAGGCGCCCACCACCAAGUACAUAGAUAAAGUGAUCAAGGAUUCUUGUGGAAGUGGGAAGACUGAGAGCCUCGCUCAUAAUCAGUCAAGUCACAGUAGCCAUGACAAUGCAACUUGCGUCACGUCCUCUGUGCCUCAAUAUGAAAAGCCAUGCUUAGAAGACGAUGCAAAAAGAAAACCAGUAUAUACUGACUACAGAUUCCCUUCAGAUUAUCCUAGUCGUCAUCACCAUCUUCCCAUUGAUUAUUGCCAACUUCAAUGUCCUCAAUAUCAUCUUCUUCAUCAUCUUCCUCAACGGCAUCAUCCUCACCCCCAUUUUCAUGAUCAUCCCUCCCAUCUUUAUCAUUUUUAUCCCCAAAUUCCUGUUCGUCCUCUUUCUCCAACUCAUCAUCAUGAUGUCCACUAG